Molecule: messenger RNA, 5931 nt
Organism: Hibiscus syriacus
Lineage: Eukaryota; Viridiplantae; Streptophyta; Magnoliopsida; Malvales; Malvaceae
Product: putative leucine-rich repeat-containing protein DDB_G0290503
Exons: 10
Source: RefSeq, a predicted model, not a curated record
AGGAAGUUUAUAGAGGGGGAUUGUUAUGUCAUACAAUUGGUGAUUGAGUAAUUUGCUCGUAAUGUCGAGGAGCACUAAGUGGAAGAUUGAGAAGACAAAAAUAAAAGUUGUAUUCCGGUUACAAUUCCAUGCAACACAUAUUCCACAAAGUGGAUGGGAUAAGCUCUAUAUAUCCUUCGUUCCUGCUGAUUCUGGAAAAACAACUGCAAAGACAACCAAAGCAAAUGUGAGAAAUGGAACUUGCAAAUGGGCUGAUCCAAUUUAUGAGACUACAAGGCUUCUCCAAGACAUCAAAACUAAACAAUUCGAUGAAAAACUCUAUAAGCUUGUUAUGGCAAUGGGUUCCUCAAGAACCAGCCUUCUUGGUGAGGCUACCAUCAAUCUCGCUGAUUAUGCUGAUGCAUCAAAGCCUUCAGUUGUUCCAUUGCCUCUUAUUGGCUGUGAUUCUGGAGCUAUAUUACAUGUCACUGUACAACUGUUAACCUCUAAAACUGGUUUCAGGGAGUUUGAACAGCAACGAGAAUUUAAAGAGAGGGGAUUGCAAGUUGGGCCGGACCAAAACAGUCCCGAUCAGUCUUAUUCUGGAAAAGCACCAGUUUCUGAGGAGAUCGUCAACAAUUAUGUGGAUAAGGUUCUGUUUGUCGAUGCCAGGGUUCGAUUUAAAGAAAAAGCUAAAGAAGCGCCUUUGGUUGAAGAUGAUUUGGGCUUGAAUGAAGACUAUGGAUAUUCAGCCGUUGGGUUUGAUGACUCUUCAAACACUUCAUAUAGUUUAUACACAGAGAAGCAUGGUAUGUCCAGCAUUCAUGAACUUGACAGCCUGAAGCAUUCAGCCUCUGAUGAUUUGGCAGGACUUCACCACAGCCCUCAGCAAGAGAAAGAGGAUCCCUCGGUUCAUUGAGUAUUGGUACAGGGGACUAGUGGGCCGGUUCAUGGCUGGAGCUCAAACCAUACCACAGAUAGUGACUUAGCUGAUGCUUAUGAAGAGAACAGCAGACUCAGAGGAUGCUUGGAAGCGGCAGAGUCAUCUAUUCAGGAACUUCAGACGGAACUAAGCUUGUUACAGAAUCAUGCCAGUCAAAUAGGUGAUGAAACAGAGAAGUUUGCUGAGCAACUUGUUGCUGAGAUUUCUUCUGGAGAGAGGUUGGAGAAGGAGGUUUUUGCUUUAAAAUCGGAAUGUUCGAAGUUGAAAGAUGACCUUGAGUUGUUGAAAAGAUCUCAAAUAUGCCAUUCAUUGACAGAAGAAAAACUUAUUAAAAAAGACCAGAGUCUCUUAUUCCAAAACCUAGAGGUCAUCUGGUCCAAGGGGAUUGUAGUUAUGGAGGCUCAGAUAAGGGAACUUCAAAACAAGACAAGUUUGAUUUACCACGAAAGAGAGCAUAGGUUCUUUCAUGAAGACUUGGAGGCAUUGCUUGGCAUUUUGCAAGAUCUCAAACAAAGAACUCAAAAAGAAAUAUCUAUUCUUAGUUCAGGACCAUCUGAUCGAUACAAUAUGAAGGAGGGUCUCAGAGAAACGAGUUUAACAAAUGGUGAUAUUUUUUUGCCUGAAACUAGUUUUGGUGUAGAUCUUUAUCAACCAGAGCUAGGCAUGGUUCCACAUGGUAGUGAGCCUGGUCGUAUGUCACAUGAACCUGAUUAUGUGGCUUCUUCUAAUGCAAUGAAAGGCAAAAUCUUUGAACUUCUGGGACAGUUGGAUGAAUCAAAAGCCGAGCGGGCAAGCCUUGUAAAGAAAAUGGAGCAGAUGGAGUGCUACUAUGAAGCUCUUGUUCAGGAGCUCGAGGAAAACCAAGGUCAGAUGCUUGAAGAACUGCAAAGACUCAGAAAUGAGCAUUCUACUUGUUCGUAUAGGGUGCAAUCCACUAAGGCUGAGAUGGAGACUAUGCGCCAAGAUAUGAAUGAGGAGAUCUUGAGAUUUUCAGAAGAAAAACAAGAUCUGGAGUCUCUAACUAAGGAACUGGAAAGAAGGGCUAUCAUUGCAGAAGCAGCCCUCAAAAGGGCACGUCUGAAUUAUUCAGUUGCAGUGGGCCAGAUGCAAAAGGAUCUUGAGCUACUUUCUUCCCAGGUUAUGUCUGUGUUUGAGACAAAUGAGAAUCUCAUCAGGGAAGCUUUUGUAGAUUCUUCACGAUCGGAUUCCCUAGAAAGAUUGGAGAUGGUGCAGAGACAUGGACUGGAUUCAGAAGAAUUUCAACCCGUCAAGCCCUUGCAUUGUCAAAACCAGCAUGUAAGGGUGAAGAAACAACCAUUGGGUGGAGAUAUUCUUUUAGAGGACUUGAGAAGAUCCCUCCAGUUACAGGAAGGCCUUUACCUGAAGGUUGAAGAAGAAGUAUGUGAAAUGCUUUGCCAAAAUGUCUACUUGGAUCUGUUUUCAAAGACUCUACAAGAAACUUUACUUGAAGCAACUGCUGAUAUUAAACCCAUGAAAGAGAGAACAGAUGAGCUUACUCGACAAUUGGAACUUUCAGCAGAGUACGAGGAGUUAGUGCAAAGGCUUGAGACAGCUAUGAAUGAUGUUUAUUCCCUUAAUGAGUACGAGGCUACUAGCAUUGUCAAAUAUAAUGACAUGGUUCUGCAAAAACAAACUCUAGAAGCAAAUAUAGAAAAUGUGACCCGUGAAAAUCAUCUUCUCUUUGACAAGAUAACUGACUUGGAAUGCCUCUUGAUGGAAUACAAAAGUUAUAAGAGCAAAUAUGAUGCAUGUGUCUUGGAGAAAACAAAGUUGGCUAAUUUAUUGAAGGAGCAAACCUGGGAAAAUAAUAAUCUUCGAAAUAAUAACUCUUCUUUGCAGGAGGACUUGAGAAUGAUCAAAAUUGAGUUUGAUGGAUUGGUUAAUGUGAAGAAAAAUUUCCAGAAUACUGUUGACUUUCUGCAAAUCAGGAUCCGGAACUUAUUGUUAUCCUAUGGCAAAUUUUUGGAUGAACUGUCCCUCUCAAGUGACUUGGUUGGUCGGGAUAUUGAGUCCAAGGACUUGACAUCUGUCAUGCUGCGGUUAGAAGAAGUCCAUGGUAUUGCACGUGAAAAAGUUCUUCAUCUCUUAGUGGAAAAGAAAAAUCUGAUGGGCGAGCGGGAUACGGCUCAGAUAUCUUUAAGUGCAUUAGAGUCUGAUGUGGUGCUAAUGAAGCAGAAGUUUGAUCAUGAUAUACAAUCCAUGGCUGAGAAAAUAGAUUUAUCUAAUGUAGUGGCACAAAAGCUUCAGUCUCAAAUUGAAGUUGUUGCUGAAAAGCUCAAGGUUAGCUCUGAAGUUGAAGAAAUGUAUGCACAACAGCAGAGGGAUCUUUUAUCUGAUCUUGACCAUUUUGAAGCAGAGCUGCAACAGCUUACUUCUAAGAACAAGGAGUUCGCUGAAGAAGUGUUGGUGUUAGAGUCUGUGAAUGAAGAACUUGGAAGUAGUAAGUCGACUGUGGCUGAACUUAUGGAAGAAAACGAAGUGCUGGAGCAAUGCUUACAGGAUAAAUCUGAGGAGUCAUCCAAACUUGCUUUAGAGAUUAAUGGUUUGAAAGAAAGCUUGCAUUCUUUGCAUGAUGAGCUGCAAGCUGAAAGAAGCUCCAAAGAAAAACUACAGAGUAUGGUUACGGAUCUUACUUCCCAAAUGAAUGAGAAAUACUAUCAGUUGUUGCAUUUCCAUCAGCAGAAAUCUGAAUUGGUCAGUCUUAAGAAAAUGUUAUCAGAUCUAGAAUCUGAGAAAACUAGAGUUUGCAGUCUUUUGCAACAAUGUGAAGAGUGCCUCUACAAUGCUCACGAAGAAUCUUCAACUAUUACUUUUCUGGAAUCUCAGCUGUCUGAAAUGCAUGAACUUUCUAUUGCUGCAGAUGUUAGCCUCAUUUUCUUAAGAACUCAGUAUGAAUCCUGGACCAAUGGCCUUAUUUGUCAACUUUCCAUCUACAAAAGGCUUCUUGUAGAUCUUCGAGAAAAGCACCGUGAUGUUGAGGACACUCUCAAUGGUUAUCUUGCUCGUGAAGCACAUUACAUUGAAGACAAUGGAAGACUAUCAGCAUGUCUUGACUCCCUAAAGUCUGAGUUAGAAGCUGCAAUGGAUGACAAAAGGGUACUUCUCUCUAAAAAUAGCUCUGUAUUGGCUGAACUUGAGGACUACAAAAGUAAGCUUGCAAAAACUGUGUUUGAUUACUCUGAGGAUAAAAAUCAGCUUGCUCUUGAAGUCAAACGGCUGAAGCACCUACUAGCCAGUUCCCAAGAAGAGAUUGAUAAUCUGAUGGUAUCGAAAGAAGAACUCGAACUUCAUAUCAUAGUACUCAAUGCUAAAUUGGAUGAACAGGGCACUCACAUAAGCUUACUGGAGGGGCAUAGUAGGGAAGUGCUGCUACUGCAGAAACAGUGUAAUGAGCUUUCUCAAAGGCUUUCUGAACAGAUUUUGAAGACUGAAGAGCUCAAAAACUUGUCCAUUCAUUUGAAGGAUCUCAAAGAUAAGGCUGAAGCAGAGUCCACCCAGGUCCGGGAGAAGAGGGAAUCUGAAGCGCCACCAACUGCUAUGCAAGAGUCCUUGAGAAUUGCAUUUAUCAAAGAACAGUAUGAAACAUGGUUACUAGAACUAAAGCGCCAGUUGGCCGUCUCCAAAAAGCAUAGUGAGGAAAUGCUGUGGAAAUUACAAGAUGCCAUUGAUGAAGUUGACAAUAGAAAGAAAACUGAAGCUUCUUAUUUAAAGAGAAAUGAAGAGCUGGGAGCAAAGAUCUUGGAAUUGGAGACCGAGUUACGAUCUUUGAUUUCAGACAAGCAUGAAAAAAUGAGUUCUUAUGACCUAAUGAAGGCUGAAUUGGAUUGCUCAAUGAUAAGCCUUGAAUGCUGUAAGGAAGAAAAACAGAAACUUGAAGCUUCUUUGCAAGAAUGCAAUGAAGAAAAAUCUAAAAUCUCAAUUGAACUUAGCAUUGUCAAAGAAUCACUCGAGUCCUCCACAUCAACUACGAACGUUCAGAUGAAAAGAAAUGAAAAACUAAAAGAUGGUGUUUGUGGUGACUUGAUUGUCAAUAAUGCUCCAACUAGGGACAUAGAUCAUAGAUAUCUGGACCUAGGUACCUCAGCGAACUCCAAAGAAGGGCAUCUGUUUUUACUUCCCAUUAACAAAGAUGAGUGUGAAAAUUUGCUCACUAGUUUGCAACCUGAGCAGGAUCUUGUUGUCAGUAAUGGAGUCCAAAGCGUUGCACUUGGCAACCAGAAUAGUGAUGCAAAACAUCUAGCUUCAAUCAAUGAUCGAUUUAAAGCUCACAGUUUAAGAUCAAGCAUGGACCACCUAAACAGUGAGCUGGAAAGGAUGAAAAAUGAGAAUAUGGCUCUUUCAAAAGAAGCUCAUCAUUUCAACCCCAAGUUUCCAGGUUUAGAACGAGAACUAGUGCAAUUACAGAUGGUGAAUGAAGAACUGGGAAACAUAUUCCCUUUCUUUAAUGAAUAUUCAGAAAGUGGAAAUGCAUUCGAAAGGGUACUUGCAUUGGAACUUGAGCUUGCGGAGGCAUUGCAAACUAAGAAGAGAUCGGACAUCCUUUUUCCGAGCUCCUUGAAACAGCACAGUGAUGAGGAAGCAGUGUUCAAAAGUUUCAGAGACAUCAAUGAGCUAAUCAAAGAUAUGUUGGAAGUAAAGGGAAGAUAUGGAAAUGUAGAGACUGAACUAAAAGAGAUGAAUGAGCGAUACUCUCAACUAAGCCUUCAAUUUGCAGAGAUUGAAGGAGAGAGACAAAAACUCAUGAUGACUCUCAAGAAUGUUCGAGCAUCAAGGAAGCCGAGAAACUCUAACGGCGCAUUGUCAGCCUCAGUUGCGGACACCAUUCCCGAGCCACAAGAACAAACUUGGCAGUAGAGAUAUCCCUGAAAUGACCAUUUCACAGGCACAAGUUAAUUCCUCCUCUUUUACUAAAUUAUCGCAUUCCUUGUGAAAAUUCACAUGCUAUUGAGCUAUUGCAAGCUUCAAAUUUUCCAAGGUUGGUAUAUAUU